GAAAAACUAAUUUCAGAUCCAUUUGUAUUAAUAGUUCUAAAAGAUCGCAGGCUGCGAGUUUCCUUCAUUCAGUCAUCUGAGUCCUCUCUGUGUGUGUGCGAAAAAAAGGAAAAAAUGCACGGAAGACCACGCAAAGCUCCAACUCUAGAAGAGCAAGAAGCUUUUAGUGUCAAAGCUUCCAAAUUACGGUCUCUACAAUCACAAUUUCUCCAAUUUCAUCACGCCAAAAUAUAUACAAAGGAAGCUUUAGAUGUAAGUGCAAAGUUGUUAGAGUCGAAUCCUGAGUAUUAUACUGCUUGGAAUUAUAGAAAACUUGCUGUCCAGCAUAAUUUGAAUCUACCUGAGGUGGAGAACAAUGAGGAGUCUGUUAAGUCAAUUCUCGAUGAAGAACUCAGAUUGGUAGAGAAUGCGUUGAGGAGGAAUUUCAAGUCUUACGGAGCAUGGCAUCACCGUAAAUGGGUGCUGAGCAAAGGUCAUUCUUCCACAGACAAGGAAUUGUUGCUUCUGGGUAAGUUCCAGAAGGCAGACUCCCGCAAUUUUCAUGCAUGGAAUUAUAGAAGGUUCGUCACAACAUUGAAGGACAUACCAAAUGAGAAGGAGCUAGAAUACACUACCGACAUGAUAUAUGAUAAUUUCAGCAACUAUUCUGCUUGGCACAACCGCAGUGUUCUUCUUUCUCAUUUGCUGAAGGAAAAAGCGAAAGGAUAUUCUCCCAAGGACAAUGUAUUUACAGAUGAGUACGAGUUUGUGCGUCAUGCUCUUUUCACAGAUCCAGAUGAUCAAAGUGGUUGGUUUUAUCAUCUGUGGCUUCUUGAUCAGACAGUUAAACUAGAGACAUUGUUGGUUUCUUCAUGGCCACCACAUGGCUGUAAUCUUUCUUUAUCCGCGGAUGGAUCGUUUGGAGAUUGCUCUUUAUCACCCUUUACGAAUCUUCAGACUAAUACUAGAACACUUCCACUCAUUCUCUAUUUCAGCGAAGCUGUUGAGAAUAUAUGCUCAUCUACAGUAGUAAUCGAAUGUGAAAAUAUUGCGAGUAAUGAGCUCGUCUGGAGAUCACUCUCAGGAGAUGGAGCUGGGUCUGCUCAAGCUUGGUUGACAUAUCUUAAUUUCCCAGAGGAACAUGCACAUUCUGAAAAGGCUUACCAAGUAAAGGUCAGCCUUGCUCGUUCUCGAGGCAUUUUCUCUUCAACUGGUGUUCAUCAUGGAGAUUCUUCUCAUAUUGAAUUUUCAGUGUCUGUACCACCUUAUCGUUCAGAACAUGUUGAUUUAAAAAAUGAAGGGAAAAUCUCUUGGAGUGAUGAAAGUUUCUGCACUCAUGACACACAGUUUCUUGAGUCAGCUCUGGUUAACUUGUUCCAUCUGGAAAGAACCAAGAUAGAUGAAACAGUGGUGGACUAUCAGUGGAAUAUUACGACCAUCAAUAAUGAGAUAUCACACUAUAGGGAGUUGUUAUCAACAAUGAACUGUAAAAUUGGGAAGCUGACACUUGCCAGACUGCUGAUUGCCCAUGACACCUUAAUGUCAUAUACUGGCACUAGUCACAGAAAUUUUAGCCACCAUGCAGAAGUUCUUCAACUUUAUGACGAUUUAAAGAAAAUGGACCCAGCACAUCUCCACUACUACCAGGAUGAGUACAGUAUAGUACUUCUGAAACAGACAAUCUCCAAUCAAGAAUUGUUGUUGAAGCACUGCCGUAAAUAUAGGGAUCCAUCUUUUCCAAGAAUCAAUAAUUUCUGUCUGCGGCUUAAUAAUCUCUCACUUUCACGUAUUGGGUCUAUGGAGCAACUUUUGUGGGUCCAAGUAUUAGAUCUCAGCCACAACCAACUUAAGACACUUGAAGGCAUGGUAUUCAUCUGGUGUUUGACUUGCUCACUCCUGGGGGGAAGUACUCGCUCACACAGAGUUACAAUACACUAUUGAGGCAACAUGCUAGACUUAGAGUGUCUAACUUAAUCCGGACUAUUUGCUCAGCCUAAGCACAGCUUCAUAUUGUAGCUAGCUAUUCAAGACAAAUUACUAACCAAAGAGAGACUCAAGAGAUAAAAUAUUCCAGUGGAGGGUGACACUGCUGCUUGUGUGAUAUAUCACUGGGGGAGACUAAUAUCCAUCUGUUUUCUACUUGUGAAUGGAUGGUGAGAGUUCAAACUGAAAUUCAGCAAUGGUUUGGGACACUUACUCCCACUGAAAGUGUCAAACAUAUCCUGAAUAGACUCAGAAGGAAGCAUUGACAGCAAUUUCUCAAGGAACUUAUUGCUGCAUUGUGUGGAGCAGUGAUAUACCGGAUUUGGAGAGCAAGGAACUGGAAACUGUUUAAAGGCAUUACUGUAAAUACAGAUACAGCCGUGACAUAGAUUAUGAAGGAAUUUGUAUAUAGACUUGAGGUAGUUAAACUGUCUAGAAAGGCAAAUAGAUAUAGCUGGUUGUUGCUUAGAUUUUGUGUAACUAGAUCUCUGUAGGAGGCUUAACUCUUUCUUAGAAGGUGAUUAGGAGAUUGAGUGCUCUUUAGGUGUAUUUUUUGUGCUUUGUGAGAAAUAUAGGAAAAGAAUAUUAUUGAA
Solanum pennellii is the source of this 2555-nucleotide messenger RNA. Its product is annotated as geranylgeranyl transferase type-2 subunit alpha 1. The coding region runs from base 115 to 1920 and encodes 601 amino acids. Gene Ontology annotation, cellular component: Rab-protein geranylgeranyltransferase complex; cytoplasm. The transcript is spliced from 8 exons. Gene Ontology annotation, biological process: protein geranylgeranylation. The record is from RefSeq and is a predicted model, not a curated record. Gene Ontology annotation, molecular function: Rab geranylgeranyltransferase activity; protein binding. NCBI's taxonomy places the organism in Eukaryota, Viridiplantae, Streptophyta, Magnoliopsida, Solanales, Solanaceae.